Molecule: messenger RNA, 826 nt
Organism: Pleuronectes platessa (European plaice)
Lineage: Eukaryota; Metazoa; Chordata; Actinopteri; Pleuronectiformes; Pleuronectidae
Product: cyclic AMP-responsive element-binding protein 3-like protein 4
Exons: 4
Coding region: 263-826 (187 amino acids)
Source: RefSeq, a predicted model, not a curated record
UAUCCAAUCACCGCUCUGCUUACCUAACCAACCAAUCAGAGGCAGAAUAGGGGGCGGGUCUUCUCGCAGCUCGGCUGGAGAACAACCGGAGAAACGAACCGUGACGUUGUUGAGACUCGACCCGGAACUGGAGGCUCCACCGCCGGCUGCUCUCUCUGACUGUCCCCGGAACAGAGCUCCGUGUUGUGGGAGCCGCAGUGUGAUGAAGAGCCGGAGACCGUGACCCGGAGCCGGCCGCGCACCGAGUGAUUGACGGUGAUGGAUGCAGAGGGGGGGGGGGCAGUUCCUCAUGGCGGCAGACAGCUGGCAGCUGGACGCUCCGUUCGGCUCCGACCUGGUGUUCUGCGGCUCGGAGAAACCCCUGCAGGACUGGGCGGUAGACCCCGUCUGUGCGCCCGUGAAUCCCGACAGCGAAUCAGAGGACGUGCUCCACGGAGUCGACCCCAACGAGGUGUUCUGCAGUGGGCCGCCCGCCGACGCCUCGUCCGAGAGCGACAGCGGAAUCUCUGAGGAGACGGGGGCGACCGCCACGCCGACCCCCAUGACCCCCAUGACCCCUACGACCCCUACGACCCCUACGACCCCUACGACCCCUACGACCCUGUACCAGGUGGUUUAUGACAUCAGUGGGCUGGGAGCUGUGAAGGUGGAACCUGGACUAGAGAACGUGAUCUCCAUCGAGCUCGGGCGUGGUCUUCGCAGCAGAAACCCGAGCCCGAUCGAUGCGUCCACAGAACAGACGACAGCUUGGCGCUGUAAACGGAUCUGCCCCGAGGACACGGUGGAAAAGUGGGCAGCCGUGAAUGAUGCUGCAGAUUUACACUGA